Botrytis sinoallii is the source of this 408-nucleotide messenger RNA. RefSeq lists its product as uncharacterized. The transcript is spliced from 4 exons. Lineage: Eukaryota; Fungi; Ascomycota; Leotiomycetes; Helotiales; Sclerotiniaceae. Bases 1 to 408 code for a protein of 135 amino acids. The record is from RefSeq and is a predicted model, not a curated record.
AUGGCUAUAAAUGACAUCGAAAGUGAAAGUUCCUACCGGCUAUUCAAAUGUCGUUCUGGAGUAUGUCGAGCGUCAAAAAUAAGACCAACAGACGAACAACCACUCCCUGAAUACCUUUCUGCAUAUUAUCCAGUCCGCGACUUGGGAGCGAUCUUCGAACCAUUGAUUGCAAUGAUAUCUGCAACAGUGACUACAAGAUAUACUCUUUAUCAUGAGAAAGAACGAAUGAACUCGAAUACUAAACCUAUGGGCUAUACCUUCAAUUCGGGAAGUCUUGGUUUAAUGUUGGAUCCGGCUACUAAGAUCACACGAUGGUGCUUAAAUACGAUUAUAGAUCUUGAUUUGGUGCAAGAUCUACCACUUGGUGCGAUCAAAUCACACAAGAACAGGCAAAGAGAGGUUACCUGA